UUGCCAAAUAGCGGCCGUCGAGUGCUCGACGGGGUCAUGACGGACAAGAUUGAACUACUUUGAGCCGUUUGAUGACCCAGAGUUGAGAGUGAUGGAUCACAUCACACAUGCAUCUCGAUGGCGAAGGGCGGUCCGAUGAUGGCGGUUUUUACGCAUCGGCGACCGUCCAAACCAGUCACCAUCCCGGUCAACUUUGAUUAAUGUCUUGGACAGCUGAGACAGUGUUUCAUCGGAGGAUUGGAGGCCACGGACAUGACAGGACUUCCUGCACGGAGCAAAGUCGUGCCGUUAUUUGGUUUCGGGGUGAUUGCUGCAGGCCCGUCGGAGAAGACCGACCGCGUUGGUGGCCUGAGGCAGAGAGGGGAGCAAACCUGCCAAACAUGCCAAACCCAUCAAACCCAUCAAACCCAUCAAACCCAUCAAACCCAUCAAACCCAUCAAACCACGCAAAGCAGCCAAACACCAAGAAGUGGGACCGUCCGGUUGGCCGAACAGCAACCGAUGCGAAUAGAAUCGAGGAUGCGGAAGGAUGGGGAGGGAGAUCAGAGAGAAUGCAGAGAAACCGACCCCGUCACGUAGAUUGAAUCUUGGUCUAUCCAGGGGCACAAGGCGACCUCGUAUCACUGUACCCCGUAGAAUCGAAUGAUGUGAAAAAAACCAAAAAAAGGGGGUGGGCCCAGACUGCGGGAAGACCGAUGGGCCGAUCGGCGGAAAAGGUUCUUAACUCUUAAGCCGGACUUCACCUCAGGAA
Messenger RNA from Aspergillus steynii IBT 23096, 751 nucleotides. RefSeq lists its product as uncharacterized. Lineage: Eukaryota; Fungi; Ascomycota; Eurotiomycetes; Eurotiales; Aspergillaceae. Bases 201 to 584 code for a protein of 127 amino acids. The record is from RefSeq and is a predicted model, not a curated record. The transcript has a single exon.